Molecule: messenger RNA, 573 nt
Organism: Anopheles arabiensis
Lineage: Eukaryota; Metazoa; Arthropoda; Insecta; Diptera; Culicidae
Product: polyadenylate-binding protein 1-B-like
Exons: 2
Coding region: 1-573 (190 amino acids)
Source: RefSeq, a predicted model, not a curated record
AUGCAGCAACAGCAGCAGCAGCAGCAACAUUCGCAGAUGAACCACCAUCAGCAUCAGCAGCAGCAGCCUCCGUCGGCGCCGCCCCCACACCACCAUCAUCAUCAUCAUCAUGCGCAUCAUCCAGCGGCGUCGGCCGGCCCACUGCACGGCAUGCCCCAUGGCGGUCCGCCCCAUCUGCAUAAUCUUGCCGCGCAGCAGCAACAGCCACCGCCGCAACAAGGUGGCCCGCAUCAGCAGCAUUACCAGCAGCACCCGCAUGCCCAGCAGCAGGCGCAACAGCAGCAGCAAAUGACCUUUGCCGAGACGACCAAGUCGACGAUUCUGAAGACGGCGGCUGGCGGCGUCGGCGGUGGUACUGGGGCCGCUGCGGCCGGUGGAGGGUACGUGCUGCAGGAGAACUACUACAACUCGACCACGGCAGCGGCGGCCUCGUCACUGAUCGGCCACUCACCGUACGGUGUGGGAACGGUCGUUCCGCCGAUCGGUGCCGGCGCGGCUGGCGUUGGUGCGGCAUGUGCAGCGGCUGCUGCGGCCGCCGCUAUUUCGGCCAGCAAGCCCCGGUUUAAGCUGUAA